This is a messenger RNA of Peromyscus eremicus (cactus mouse), 878 nucleotides long. It is a transcript of the gene Cela3b, whose product is annotated as chymotrypsin like elastase 3B. Gene Ontology annotation, molecular function: serine-type endopeptidase activity. Gene Ontology annotation, biological process: proteolysis. The transcript has 8 exons. NCBI's taxonomy places the organism in Eukaryota, Metazoa, Chordata, Mammalia, Rodentia, Cricetidae. The record is from RefSeq and is a predicted model, not a curated record. The coding region runs from base 1 to 810 and encodes 269 amino acids.
AUGCUCCGGCUGCUGAGUGCUCUCACGCUUGUGGCCCUUGCCUCAGGCUGUGGCCAGCCUGCCUUCAGCCCCUCCAGCCGCGUUGUCAAUGGUGAGGACGCUGUUCCCUACAGCUGGCCCUGGCAGGUCUCCCUUCAGUAUGAGAAGGGAGGGAGCUUCCACCACACCUGUGGUGGCACCCUCAUUGCUCCUGACUGGGUUAUGACUGCAGGCCACUGCAUCUCGAGUUCCCUCACCUACCAGGUGGUACUGGGCGAGUAUGAUCGAGGCGUGAAAGAGGGCCCAGAGCAGGUGAUCCCUAUCAACCCCGAUGGUCUCUUUGUGCACCCCAAGUGGAAUGCCAAUUGUGUGAGCUGUGGCAAUGACAUCGCCCUGGUCAAGCUCUCAAGAAGCGCCCAGCUGGGAGACAAGGUCCAGCUUGCCUGCCUCCCUCCUGCUGGUGACAUCCUUCCCAACGGAGAACCCUGCUACAUUAGUGGCUGGGGCCGUCUUUACACCAACGGGCCUCUCCCUGACAAACUGCAGCAGGCCCUGUUACCUGUGGUGGACUACGAACACUGCUCCAAGUGGGACUGGUGGGGCUUCUCCGUGAAGAAGACCAUGGUGUGUGCUGGCGGGGAUAAACAGUCUGGCUGCAACGGUGACUCCGGAGGACCCCUCAACUGUCCCACUGAGAACGGCACUUGGCAGGUCCAUGGUGUGACCAGCUUCGUUUCUGGCUUGGGCUGUAACACUCUAAAGAAGCCCACGGUGUUCACCCGUGUCUCAGCCUUCAAUGACUGGAUCCAGGAGACCAUAGCAAACAACUAGAACCAAGACUUGGCUGGCAGUGCCGACCCCCAUCCUCUAAAGAAUAAAGACCUUUCUAAAAGUUCCAA